AUUCCUCCCUCCUUCCUGCGUAUGCGUAUAUAUCACACAGAAACACGCUUCAGGCUGUGAGGUCAAAAGAGCCACCUUCAUUUCCUCUCUCUAGGUGAUCUUCCUUGAGGGGAUUUUGAGCGGCACGAGAGGAUUAACUAGUAGAGUUUGUGUUCUUGGAGAGAUUUGUGCCAAGGAGUCCACCUUGAGGAGCUGGUGGCGUCCCCUGUCAGGGUUAGCGUGAAAGGAUCCACCUUUGACUGACCAAAAUUCUUGAAGAAAUCUGGUUGCUUCUUGGGAGGGUUGGUGGUUAGAUUCGUUGAUGUUUGCUCAGUUCUAGUAGUUGGAACGGUGGUUGGCGGCACCUUGUGUGGACAGAAUUUGGGUGUUUCUCUGAAGAACCGUGGGGCCAAAUUUCUCCCCCUCUGGUUCUUGACUUCUUGGGAAGAAUCGAUUUUUUUGUUUGAUUGGGGAAAUUUUGCCAGGGAGCUGCCUUCAGUCCAUCCCUUCUUUUUUGCUGGAUUGGAUAGCUUCUUUGCAAAAGAUACCAUAAAUUUAGAGUUUGAAUCAUUCCUGGGACUCGGUCUGUUUGAACCGGAAGGGGAUAUCUUUCGGUCAACCUUUGUUGUGAACUUGAUCUAGAUUUCGUUAGGUGGUUAGGAGAAAGGAGGAGUGAGGCUCGUGCUGAAUUGUCUUUCUGAGGAAGGUUUAGUGAAAGAAAAGUUGGUACUUCCUGUAAUUCCUCCUGGAGGAUUCUGGUCUGUUUUCUGAAGAAAUUUGAAGAAAGGAGGCAUCCUAGCCUUUUCUAAGAGGCAAAUGGCGGCGAAACCACGCAUUCCUGCAUUUGGAGACUGGGAGAACAGUACUGAAGAAGUCCCGUACACACAGAAGUUUGAGGGUGCGCGGAAGAGCAAGAAAACAGGCGUUUAUGCCAAUCCAAAUGAGCCAGGACGUCAACCCGAACCUCCUCAGAAGUCACCUUUGAAUCCAUCAGCAUAUACACCUGAUCCUCGAGAACAGGGUCCAAGGACUCCACAACAUGGAAGAAGGCCUGCAAACGAUCCCCAUCACCGCGAGGCUGUUCCACUAAGACAAACAAAUCCUCAGCGGGAGCAAUUGGGUGACGGUAGCGCACCAAGAAGCCCAUACAGAAAUGCUGCUGGAUCUGCUUCACCAAUGCAUUCAAACAGUCCAUCAAGGCCGAAGCCCAGGGCAACUGGAAUGCAGACUCCAGAAAGGAGGGCUUCGUCAGAUGCUCAUGGCCAGCAUACUCCUGGAAGGAGCAGAAUGAGGCCGAGUAACCAAGGCUACAACGCUGAAGAGGAAGUGGCUGUUCCACCAUUUGGUGAAUGGGAUGCGGGUGAUGCGACAUCAGGUGAAAAGUAUACGGGUAUCUUCAACAGGGUGAGGGAUGAUAAAUUGUCGCCUGACUCGUCUUCCAGGCAGCAGUCAUCUGGUAACCGCAGACGGGACAAUAAAGUUGAACAGACAUGCCCUUGCUGUAUACUUUGAUAAAAUGGGGAUAUGAUCACAGAGAUUUCCGAAGAACUUUCCUGGGUUACUUGUGGAACAAAUUGUCAUUCUUGUGAAGAAUUUGUCAUGAAACUCUCUCAUGUUUUCUUCCCAAUGCUUCUUAGUUAUUCUGUUGGUGUGAGUAUGUACCUAUAAUUGCAUUGUUCUAUGAUUUAUGUUCUUUUCUUAUGUGAAACAUAUAUAUGAUGCAACUGAGAUAUGUGAAAUUGUGAAUUGUGAA
Molecule: messenger RNA, 1732 nt
Organism: Lolium rigidum
Lineage: Eukaryota; Viridiplantae; Streptophyta; Magnoliopsida; Poales; Poaceae
Product: RPM1-interacting protein 4-like
Exons: 4
Coding region: 796-1491 (231 amino acids)
Source: RefSeq, a predicted model, not a curated record